CGGAGCGGCCAAGUCCGGGCGGCGCGGCCCGCAUCGCGGAUCCGCGAGCUGCGCUGGCUAACGGCCGGUGCAGCCGCCCGGUCGUCGUCAGUCCCCGCCGCGGGCUUUUCUGUCGCCGUUCCCUGCGCUGAUGGCUUCUUGGUGAAUUUUUGGAUGAAGUCAUUAAAUUAAUUGCUUGCCAUCAUGAGCAGAAGCAAGCGUGACAGCAAUUUUUAUAGUAUAGAGAUUGGAGAUUCUACAUUCACAGUCCUGAAACGGUAUCAGAAUUUAAAGCCUAUAGGCUCAGGAGCUCAAGGAAUAGUAUGUGCAGCUUAAGAUGCCAUUCUUGAAAGAAACGUUGCAAUCAAGAAGCUAAGCCGGCCAUUUCAGAAUCAAACUCAUGCAAAGCGGGCUUAUAGAGAGCUAGUUCUAAUGAAAUGUGUUAAUCACAAAAAUAUAAUUGGCCUUUUGAAUGUUUUCACACCACAUAAAUCCCUAGAAGAAUUUCAAGAUGUUUACAUAGUCAUGGAGCUCAUGGAUGCAAAUCUUUGCCAAGUGAUUCAGAUGGAACUAGAUCAUGGAAGAAUGUCGUACCUUCUUUAUCAGAUGCUGUGUGGAAUCAAUCACCUUCACUCUGCUGGAAGUAUUCAUUGGGACUUAAAGACCAGUAAUAUAGUAGUAAGAUCAGACUGCACUUUGAAGAUUCUUGACUUUGGACUGGCAAGGACUGCAAGAACUAGUUAUAUGAUGACACCUUAUGUAGUGACUCACUACUACAGAGCACCUGAGGUCAUCCUAGGAAUGGGCUACAAAGAAAACGUGGAUUUAUGGUCUGUGGGGUGCAUUAUGGGAGAAAUGGUUUGCCACAAAAUCCUCAUUCCAGGAAGGGACUAUAUUGAUCAGUGGAAUAAAGUUAUUGAACAGCUUGGAACACCAUGUCCUGAAUUCAUGAAGAAACUACAACCAACAGUAAGGACUUACGUUGAAAACAGGCCUAAAUAUGCUGGAUAUAACUUUGAGAAACUCUUCUCUGAUGUACUUUUCCUGGCUGACUCAGAGCACAACAAACUUAAAGCCAGUCAGGCAAGGGAUCUAUUAUCCAAAAUGCUGAUAAUUGAUGCAUCUAAAAGGAUCUCCGUAGAUGAAGAUCUCCAGCACCCAUAUAUCAAUGUCUGGUAUGACCCUUCUGAAGCAGAAGCUCCACCACCAAAGAUCCCUGACAAGCAGUUAGAUGAAAGAGAGCACACGAUAGAAGAGUGGAAAGGUGACGAUAAUCAGAUUAUUAAAGAUGAAAUGGAAAGUGCAAAAAAAAAAAAAAAAUUUGCUGUCUUGACUAUUUAG
This is a messenger RNA of Manis pentadactyla (Chinese pangolin), 1320 nucleotides long. Its product is annotated as mitogen-activated protein kinase 8-like. Gene Ontology annotation, molecular function: JUN kinase activity; ATP binding. Gene Ontology annotation, biological process: protein phosphorylation; JNK cascade. The transcript has 2 exons. Gene Ontology annotation, cellular component: nucleus; cytoplasm. NCBI's taxonomy places the organism in Eukaryota, Metazoa, Chordata, Mammalia, Pholidota, Manidae. The record is from RefSeq and is a predicted model, not a curated record.